This is a messenger RNA of Striga asiatica, 1483 nucleotides long. NCBI's taxonomy places the organism in Eukaryota, Viridiplantae, Streptophyta, Magnoliopsida, Lamiales, Orobanchaceae. The record is from the annotation of a GenBank genome assembly.
CUUCCGUUAACUCAAUCUUUGCCUGUGCUGCAUUAUAAAUGCGUGUGUAGAUUGAUGUUUACAGAGAGAAGACAAAAGAAGAAAAUAGUUCUUCAACGGCUAUAUUGAGCUGUUACGACAAAAAGCUGGAACCCCUUUAAUCUCUAUUGCUUUGGGGUCCAUUUAUUCUACAACACCUUAAUUAGUUAAUUACCACUAUAAUAUUAUCGCCCGGGUAAUUUCGGAGUUAGGUUCGAUUAAUUGAUCAGGAAGAUCGUGAUUUUUCGAUUUGGGCGUGUGAUGACUUACAAGGCAGCUGGUGAGGAUGCUGUGUCGGGGGGAGAUUACGUGAAAUUGGAGGAGUGUCAGGCGGAGACGUCCUCGUCGGGUUGUUGUGGCGGUGGUAUCGAUGCCGGUGGCCGAGGUUGCUGGUGGUCUUGGUGGUGGUGGGCAAAGCUGGUGUUGGUAGUGCUGUUUGUUGCCGUGUUAGGUGCGGCUUUCUUCAAGUGGGUCGGGCCUUUCUUCAUGGAUAAGGAAAUCAUCCCCAUUAUAAUUUGGGAGAGGAAGACAUUCAGCACAACAAUGCUGGCACUCAUCGUAUUUGGUUCUCUUGCAAUAUUCCCCUCCCUUCUUAUACCUUCUACACCGUCCAUGUGGAUUGCUGGGAUGACUUUUGGAUAUGGUUAUGGAUUUCUGCUUACUAUUGGGGCUGUGGCUAUUGGCGUCACUAUUCCAUAUUUCAUUGGUUCACUUUUCUGUCAUAGAAUCCAUGCGUGGUUGGAAAGGUAUCCAAAGAAAGCUUCUAUUAUACGACUGGCCGGUGAGGGAAAUUGGUUCAGUCAAUUUCGUGCUGUUACUUUGAUUAGGAUUUCUCCUUUUCCUUAUAUCGUGUAUAACUACUGUGCUAUGGCUACUGAUGUGAAGUAUGGCCCUUAUCUGUUGGGGAGUAUAUUAGGAAUGAUCCCAGAAAUUUUUGUUGCACUUUACACUGGUAUCCUCAUCAAGACUUUAGCCAAUGCUUCACAUGACCGGCAUUCUCUAUCAGCUCUUCAGAUUGUGUUCAAUGUCAUAGGCUUUUGCAUUACUGUGGUCACCACAAUAAUCGUCACUCUAUAUGCAAAAAAACGUCUCAAGGAACUCCAGAUGCAAGAGGAGCUAUUAUUGCAGUGAAUUUUGCAUAAUAUGUAUAUAAGUCUAUUUCCCUCUAAGUUUUGGUCGGUAAAACAUACACACCAUGGUGAGGUUAUAAAUCUGCAUGGCUGGUGGGGAUAUGGAGCUAAAGAUUGACGAAUAGGGAAACUUUUAUGCUCCCUUCUGAUGUUGUUGCUCUUUUCUCAUGAUCUAGCAUACUUGUAUAUGUAGUCGAAUAUCACAGAUUCUUUUAGAGAGGUGAUACUUUUUUAGAAAUUCGUUUACUGUUAAUUUAUGCCUUAAAUUGUUUGUGUCUUGUGUGUUAGUACUGACUUUGGUAUAAAUACAUCUUCAAAAAGCUGUGUUGGAUGAG